This is a messenger RNA of Talaromyces proteolyticus, 3124 nucleotides long. RefSeq lists its product as uncharacterized. Gene Ontology annotation, molecular function: cysteine-type deubiquitinase activity; saccharopine dehydrogenase (NAD+, L-lysine-forming) activity. Gene Ontology annotation, biological process: protein deubiquitination. The transcript has 13 exons. Bases 56 to 3124 code for a protein of 1022 amino acids. Gene Ontology annotation, cellular component: cytoplasm. The record is from RefSeq and is a predicted model, not a curated record. NCBI's taxonomy places the organism in Eukaryota, Fungi, Ascomycota, Eurotiomycetes, Eurotiales, Trichocomaceae.
CUCUGCUCCCAAUUUUUGACCAUACUCAUCAAUUGGACAUUGACGAUAUUCAAAGAUGUCGGGAACCAAGAUCUGGCUCAGAGCAGAAACCAAACCCGCCGAGGCGCGGUCAGCCCUUACUCCCACCACAACCAAAGCUCUUUUGGACGCGGGUUAUGAUGUUACAGUUGAGAGAUCAAGUCAAAGUAUUUUCAAUGACGAUGAAUACGCUGCUGUCGGUGCCCGUAUCGUCGAUGAAGGCUCGUGGGUGAAGGAUGCCCCCAAAGACGCAUAUAUCCUUGGACUCAAAGAGCUUCCUGAAGAUGAAUUCCCACUGGAACACGUUCACAUUUCCUUCGCCCAUUGCUACAAGAAGCAGGCUGGCUGGGAGAAAGUCUUGAGUCGGUGGCCCCGUGGGGGUGGCGUGUUGUUGGACCUAGAGUUUUUGACCGAUGAAGUGGGCAGACGAGUCGCUGCUUUUGGAUACUCUGCGGGAUAUGCCGGCUCUGCAUUGGCAAUCAAAACUUGGGCGUGGCAGCUUGCACAGGGCAAAGGCCAACCGUUGCCCAGCGAGAAACCAUACCCUAACGAGGCCGCCCUCAUUGAAUCUGUGAAGAAGGUUCUUGAGGCUGGAAAGCAGAAGGCUGGACGCUCACCCAAGGUGCUCGUCAUUGGAGCUCUUGGACGAUGUGGCCGAGGUGCUGUGCAAUUUGCCAAAGACGCUGGUAUUCCCGACAGCGAUAUUCUAAAAUGGGAUCUUGAGGAGACUAAGAAGGGUGGUCCGUUCAAAGAGAUUGUCGAAGAUGUAGACAUCUUCAUCAACUGCAUCUACUUGUCGGCCGAGAUUCCACCUUUCAUCAACCAAGAAUCUCUCUCCUCACCCAAGCGUACCCUUGCCGUGGUAUGCGAUGUCAGCGCUGACACAACAAACCCGAAUAACCCAGUCCCUAUCUACGAUAUCACCACAACAUUCGACAAACCUACCGUGCCAGUGAACGUUCCUGUCGGAAACGCAGAGCUGCCCCUGGAUGUCAUCAGCAUCGACCACCUCCCGUCGCUGCUCCCCCGCGAAAGCUCUGAGAUGUUCAGCCAGGCAUUGCUGCCCAGUCUGUUGCAGCUGAAGGACAGGACGAAUGCGCGCGUGUGGAAGCAGGCGGAGGAUCUUUUCCAAGAGCACGUUGCCACUCUUCCGGAAACCAGCCCAGUCGAAAACUGGCCAAUCAGACUCAUAAACCUCGCCGCAUACGCGGCCGGCGCCUCGUUGGCUGCCAUUACCUUAUUCUAUGUAUUCGGCCCGAAUUUCACGAUCGACGGCGACGACUCCAGCAGCAGCGACCGCAAGAAGGCGAUUGUCGGUCUGACCAAUCCUGCGAAUGACUGCUUCAUCAACUCUGUUCUGCAGGCUCUCGCAGGGCUGGGCGAAUUGCGCGUGUAUCUAAUCCGCGAACUGCAUCGGCGAGAGCUGGAUGGUCCCGAGGUUUAUAACCAACUGCCUGGUCCGAAUGAGACGCCGAGUUGGAAGGGAAAUCUUCGGCCCGAUAGACAGCGGGAGUUGCAGCAGGGGACGGUAACACUGGCGCUGAAGGAGAUGCUGGACCGGCUCAAUGAGCGGCCGAUCUAUAAGAAAACUAUCUCUGCUCGGCCGUUCAUCGAGGCGCUGGAAUAUGCUUAUCGCACGCGCAUCAGCCGCAAUCAGCAGGAUGCACAGGAGUUCUUGCAGAUAGUUGCAGAGCGGCUGUGUGACGAAUACCAUGCCGGAGUCAAAGCGCGAAAGCGGGCGCAAUGCUUAACUCGGAGCCCAGGACCUUCGUCUUCGCAGUCAACGUCAGAUGGAGAUAAAAGCCAGGAAGGCGAUCCCGAACCUCUGGAGAUUUCAGUGAAGAUUGAGGAUGGCUCGGAAGAAGGUCUUCCAGCGAUUAUCGACACAAAACUCAAAGAAAUCGACGAUGAGUAUGCGUUUCCAUUCGAAGGGCAACUCGAGUCGCAGAUCGAAUGCCAAUUUUGCCACUAUCAGUAUCGUCCCAACAAGACGUCGUUUGUCAAUCUGACACUGCAAGUGCCGCAAAAGAGCUCUACCACGUUGAACUCGUGUUUUGAUGGGCUUCUCAAAACGGAGUAUAUUGACGAGUUCCGGUGCGAUAAGUGCCGGCUGCAGAAUGCAUUAGAAGCAAAAAUCAUCGCCAAAUCCAAGGCCAAAUCCGAGACUGAUGUAGCACGUCUAGAUGCCCAGAUAUCUCGGAUCCAGUAUGCUCUAGAGACAGAUCCAGAGCAGAAUCUGGAGGAUGUCGACCUCCCAGCUGCCGAGUCCGUCCCUAAACGUCGAAUUGCGCGCCAUAUGCGGAUCACGGUGUUUCCGAAAAUUGUUGCUAUACACUUAUCCCGGUCCAUCUUUGACCAGAGCAGCUCGACGAAGAACGCAGCGAAGGUUUCAUUUCCUGAACGUCUGCCGUUAGGUGGGAUUCUCAAUCGCAAGUGGUUCAAACUGCUUGGGAUCGUUUGUCACAAGGGCAGCCACAACAGUGGCCAUUACGAGUCGUUUCGCAGGAGUCAUACCUAUCCCCCAUUUUCAACACCGGAUACCUUUCGAUCCUACGCGGCCAGCCGGGCCGGCAGCGCAAACACGUCGGCUGUUGGUAGCCCCCGGAUUUCUGCCAUCAGAAGGGCACAGUUCCCAGAAGGAGCGGAGCCAAGUCCCCUCAGUAUCUCCCCAGCAGACUCAUCGCUGUCACUCUCAAGUACGAAUCACUCAUCCUCCUCCCCGACAAUGUCCGCAUCCACCUCCACCACGCGAUCCCCUGCUCAAGCCACCCCUCAACUCUCCCCGCAAGACUCAGCAUCGAAUCCACGCUUCUCUCUACAAGGCACACGACCACGCAAAUCAUCCAGCGUACGAUCCUCUGCCCGCUCCGUCACAGGGACGCAAACAACAACAACCACCCCGAACGACGAUUCCAAAGACCCGUCUCCCCGCAAAUCCACAUCCUCCAGGCUCCUGCGCAAGCGCAAGCCUAAUGAGCGCUGGUGGCGGAUCUCCGACGAGAAGGUCAAGGAAUGCAAGACGAGCGAUGUCUUGGGCAUGCAGAAGGAGGUGUAUCUGCUUUUCUACGAGAUGGAGCGACAGGCGCCGACGUCAGCAUCGGAGUGA